Ambispora gerdemannii is the source of this 177-nucleotide messenger RNA. Lineage: Eukaryota; Fungi; Glomeromycota; Glomeromycetes; Archaeosporales; Ambisporaceae. The record is from the annotation of a GenBank genome assembly.
AUGGCACACACUAAAAGCCAUAACAACAAUCUCGCGACCAACAGUACUACACAAGGUGCUUGGUCCGAACAGGAAAUUGCGCGUCUUUGUGAGCUAUACAAUAAAUUCCCCCACCAAUGGGCGGAACUUGCUCGACGAUUUGACACCAGAAAUCCGAAGCAGUGCAGGGACAAGUAA